Brassica napus (rape) is the source of this 2563-nucleotide messenger RNA. RefSeq lists its product as uncharacterized. The record is from RefSeq and is a predicted model, not a curated record. The coding region runs from base 228 to 2387 and encodes 719 amino acids. Gene Ontology annotation, molecular function: zinc ion binding; DNA binding. The transcript has 7 exons. NCBI's taxonomy places the organism in Eukaryota, Viridiplantae, Streptophyta, Magnoliopsida, Brassicales, Brassicaceae.
AAAAAAGCAAGUUUCAAAUCACAUCGUUAGGCCCAUAGCCGCUUGGCGCUGUCGUCUUCGCCUUCUUCCUCUUCUCUCUCUUUCUUUAUUAGUGGAGAAUUCGCUGGAAGUAGAACAACAUAUCAUCGAUUCUUCUUUGGAGAUCUGUGAAAGAGAGGAUAUCAACGAGCGGCAUAAAGUGAUCAUCACGGGUUUCGUAUGUGUGAAGUGAAAAUGCUGAAGCGAGGAUGAAGUUUGCUUCGGUGGAUGCUUUAUCAGAGUUAGUGUGGUCUCCUCGUAACGGUCUUAGCCUAAGAUGUGCUGAUUUUAGUUUCACGGGUAAAAAAGCGAAACUACUCUCUCCUAGUGUCUUUGAUGAUAUAGCACAAACCAACAACAACAAGAUGGAGUCUCAUUCCAAAAGUAAUAGUAUCCAACACCAAGAAGAAGAAGCUGACGAAGUAAACCAAGCGUGUAGCGAAAAGAACAGACCAUUGUCAGGGAUUGGUGAUUCUGUUGAGGAUACCAAACCUGGAAGAGAAGAGAUGGAGACCAAUGAUGAUGUUGAAGAAGCACAGACAAGAGUAGGAACUUCCAGAAGAUCUUUAGAUAGUCCAAGAGGAGAAACGGAAGCUUUGUUGGCAAAUGAAGAGUUGGAAAGAGAUGGAACUGAGGAGGAACCAAGUAACCGUGUAGAAGCAACUGAUGAGAACGACCUCCCAAGUCCUGCUAGUAAGGCUGUGGUGGUGGCAUGUGAGCGUCUUGCCAAAGCAAAAGGGAAAGAAAAAGCUUUAUCCGAUGGGAACUUUAAUGACGAUGAGAGUUUUGGGAGUGUAGAAAGUUGCAACAGUGCUGGUUUGGUCUCAAGGGGAAGAAAGAAAAGAGCAGGGUUAGGAUUCGAGGAGCAAGGGCUGAUGAUCCUCGGAAGCAAACGGCUCAAAACGCUAAGCCAAGAAUGUUUGGAAUCAACUUCCAAGCUCAAGCAAGAUAGUUCCUUCAUGAAUUGGAUAUCAAACAUGACUAAAGGAAUCUGGAAAGGUAAUGAAGAAGACAACUCUCCUUUCGUAGCUCUUACCACCACCACAACCACAUCAGAUGCUCAGCCUGGAGUGAGCGGAUGCAGAAACACUGGUUUCCAGUCUUUUUUUCAGUCUAUAUAUUGUCAGAAGAAAAGUGAUCAAGAAGCUGUCGACGUGGACAAUGCUAAUGUAGCUUCUUUACAGGAACUUCCUGAACAAUGUCUCAUUACUAAAGGAGAUCACGUGUCUUCUUCAUCUGGCAAUGGGGUUGCUCCCGACAUUUCAUCUGGAAAAGUUGGAAUUAACCAGACAUGUGAAACGUUCUCUUCAGAGAAGAAACACGAGGAUAAAGAGACAAACAUCUCUUUGUUGCCUAAGUCCAAGCCGAGUGAAGAGCAAAAGACAUGUGGUGAAGGAGAUGAAAAAGUUGUUCAAUGUUUAACCAACAAGAACUCUGGUCUUGAUAGUUUGUGGAUAAGCCGGUUUUCUUCUAAAACUUCUCUCCCUCAGAAACAAGACCUUCGUGAGAGAAUCACUAAAGAGACCAAUGAUUCAUCUGUUCUUCCCAUAGUAUCUUCACUGAGAGUAGAGUCUUCGGAAGCAAUGGCUUCUUUGUUUGCAAGAAGAUUAGAAGCAAUGAAACACAUGCUGCCUACAUGUUCUUUAGCUGAGAACACAGAGGAAAGAGAUAGGAUUCUAAUCUGUUUCUACUGCGGUAAAAAGGGUCAUCGCUUACAGGAAUGUUUGGAAGUUACCGACACUGAGCUCAGAGAUCUAGUCCGGAACAUAAGUGCUAGUAACGGAAGAGAAGAAGCUUCAACUCUAUGCAUUAGAUGCUUUCAGCUAAGUCACUGGGCUGCAGCAUGCCCAAAUGCUCCACCGUACAGUUCAGGACCUGAAGAUAGAUCGGUGAAGCAUUCUUUAGCUUCUACCUCCGGGCGGAAACUGCCUUUCAGAGGUUUCACAGACGUGCCAAAGGCGGUCUUUGAAGCGGUUCAAGUGCUUCGGCUGACCCGCACAGACGUUCUCAAAUGGAUAAACAGCAAGAAGUCUGUAUCGGGUCUUGAAGGGUUCUUCUUGCGGUUAAGGCUCGGGAAAUGGGCAGAAGGGCUGGGAGGAACCGGGUAUCACGUAGCCCGUAUAGAAGGUGCUAAUGAGGGACAAAGCUCAAAGGAACAUCCAGUGAACAGCUCAGUCUCGGUCAAAGUUGGAGGGAUGACUUGCUUUGUUGAAUCUCAGUUUAUCUCAAACCACGACUUUGUUGAGGAGGAGUUGCUGGCAUGGUGGCGGAGCGCUGCAAAACGUGCCGGAAAAAGUGGAGUUGACGAUGUCCUGAUGGCAGAGGAACUUAGUCGGAAAAUUCAGCAGAGAAAGAUGUUAGGCUUUUAGAUAUUUGUUAAACAGAUAAUACAACAGUACUUUGUUUUGGGGAAACCUGUGUAUUUAAUUAUUUAAUAUAGGUUUUUACAUCUAUACGUUUUAUCUUUUUGGGUUGGUGGAGGAAUGUGAGAGUAUAAUAACCUAUUUCCCGGACGAUUAAUAUAUAAAAAUUAUUUUUUUAAGUA